Messenger RNA from Oryza brachyantha (malo sina), 2655 nucleotides. RefSeq lists its product as uncharacterized. The transcript has 8 exons. Gene Ontology annotation, cellular component: ribonuclease MRP complex; ribonuclease P complex. Gene Ontology annotation, molecular function: ribonuclease P RNA binding. NCBI's taxonomy places the organism in Eukaryota, Viridiplantae, Streptophyta, Magnoliopsida, Poales, Poaceae. The record is from RefSeq and is a predicted model, not a curated record. The coding region runs from base 1299 to 2249 and encodes 316 amino acids. Gene Ontology annotation, biological process: tRNA 5'-leader removal; rRNA processing.
UAGUGCAUUUCCCUGAAUUUAGCGUUUAGUUAGUGUACUGAUAUGAUUUUAGUGGGUGGACAGCAUAACCGAUUUGCAUGGUAGAACCUAGAAAUUAAUUUUGGGAGUAAUAAAUGACUUUAGUUACCGCUUAUUAUACUCAAUUUAACGUUGAUGACACAAAUUCAUGUAUAAUAUGAUUUAUUAUAUGAUGAUGAAUGCCUGGGAUUUAAUUUUAAUGUUUGCAAAUCAGCUGAAUGGAUGCUCUGUCCGCCUGGGUGCUGUGUGGUUUUUUUUGCUGGGCGUUCUGUCGGCCUGGAGGUGUCUGGACAGGCUACCAUGCUUUUAAAUUGAGCAGGGGUAUUUUAGUCCUUUCACAAAUCGGUUUGGAUGAAAAAAAUGCAAAUACAGCUUCAAAUACAUGAGAGUGGCUUGUUAAGAAAGUUAGAUGAGGGGUGACUUUUUUAUAAGAGCAUGCUAGAGGGUGGCAUUUUGUUAAAGGUAACCGAAUGGAGUGUCAUAUAGUUAAAUUUCUCCUCCUCGACGCCUGCCACCGCCGCUGUCGCCGCCGGUGCAGCAGCUCGUUGCCCCGCUUCCUCUGCUUGAACCCCCGCCCCUGCUGGGACCGACCUCAGCGGUGGGUGCUUCGGCGGCAGCGGUGCUUCCUCACCUCGGUCGCCGCGUGGAGGUCCCACCACCCAGCACUGCCUCGACUCGGAGGUCUCCAACGAGUGCCUCCUCAGCUUCGGAGGCCUAUUCUCGCCGAACCGCCGUCGAGCGCCACCGCCUGCAAGCUGUCGAGGUGAGUUCAUCCCGCCAAAUCCAUGUGAAGGCCAUCAAAGGGAGGGGGAAGGAGGGCCACGGGGCUGGCCAGCCACAGGGAAGUGGGGAUCCGGUCGGCCAAGGGAGAGGAGCUCGCCAGCGGCUGGUGCUGCUGAUGAGAGAGACGAUGGAACUGCUGGAGUGAUGACUGAUGAGAUGAUAGAGGAGAGGAAGAAGAAGGGCACAGAGGCAAUUUGAUCGAUGAAUUUAGCUUCGUAGUGGCAUGGUUUAAAUCAAUGUCGCUUUGGAGAUGUAUUUACAAGAUCAAACUUUGGAUUGACAAUUUGGCAUGUAUUUUAAGCAAAACCUUUGCAUGUCAUGCAUGUAUUUAUUUCCUAUGAUCUAGAUAGUCGCUGCUGCUGCUUGAUAUCGAACUUGUGACAUGGAUGGUGGUUCCUUUCUUAGUUUCUUAUAUGAUCAGUGAUCACUAAUAUGACUUGCAAAUUGAGAUACCUCUCAUUCAUGAUGACUAACCUCAGAUCUUUCUUAUAGCCUGAAUGUCAACUAUUUCUGAUCAGAAGAAACGGACCUUAGAAGCGCUUCAACAACGGUAUGCUGCUGCAAAAGCUAAAAAGCUGCAAGAAGCGCAACCUAAGUGUCAAACGAAGAACAAAGAUGGCACGUCCAAGCCCAAAUUUGAUGCAUCAAGGAAAGGAAAAGCUCCUGAACCCAUUCCAUGUCAAAUCUCCACUCAGCUCCCUUCGAAAACAGGUCUAGCAAUUUCCAGUUCUUCUGCUUCAUCAGGUGGAGAAAUCAACCCUGUAUACUCUGAACUCUCAUUUGCUCCUCAUGAUAAUUUGCUCCAAGGAAGCAUUGUGGAUUUGGACAGUAUGGAUGUUGUGCAGAGUGUUGUUCAUGACAUAAUUCAGAAAGGUGGAGAUGCUGGCAAAAUUACCAAAGGAGCCAAAAAGUUAAGGCUGGACAAGGGGAUUCUGUUGGAUAACUAUGUUCACAGGGGUCCGAGAUUAGUGGAAGCACAAGCAAAAUCUUUAUUAAGUCAUUCCAAACGAUCAAAAAGACACAUGUCACUUAAGAAACAUAAGAAGUGUGGAUCAUUUGAUUUAGAUGAGACGCUCUGCAAGUUUGAUCUCUAUAAGCCAAUGCAUGAAAUGUGGAAAGAAUACAUAACAGAGCUUACCAAGACUACACCGAAGAAACAGUUAUCUGAAAACCUCCUCUCCGCAGAUCUCCAUGGGGCUCUUAUAAUAGUGGCUGAAUGCAAAUCAGACUCUUACCAAGGUGUUUGUGGCAUCAUGAUUCGGGAUACUGCAGAGACUUUUGGGAUCAUAUCAGAGGACAAUCACUUCCGAGUUGUACCAAAAGCUGGAUCAGUUUUCAUACUCCAAGCAGGCUGUUGUAAGGUUACACUGAUCGGCAACAAAUUGUCCCCCAGGGAGAAGCUGAAAGAGAACCAGCGUCAGCAGCGGGUGCAAGCACAAAUCAGAUAGAGUUUUUCAUCCUUUAUCUGUCCUAAAAUUUAUUGUUUUCCCCCGGGAACAUGUACAGUACUACAGCCUAGUUAGUUAGGUGUUGCUCUGCCUUAACAUGCCACUGAUUCACAUCCAUCGGAUCGAUUCAGAGGCUACACUUCCCUUUAGUUUUCAGGUGGAGUACCCAUGUGGCUAUAACUGAAAUCCCAGGUGAAUGUUUUUGACUUGGUGGUUGGCGUAGACGAUAGGGUUGAAUCGAAUGAGCUGUGGUAAUUGCAUUUUGAAAGCUUUUCUCAGCGCGUCGUUACCGAUAAACCAGAACUGAAUAAUCAUGUUCCAACGAGAGAUUGAGAUCGUCUAAUAAAAAUUCAGAGGAACAUAAUCAAUGACAUAAUGUCCAUAUGACGAUGGGACCAUGUGUUAG